Messenger RNA from Arachis duranensis, 1175 nucleotides. RefSeq names its product hydroxyacylglutathione hydrolase cytoplasmic. The record is from RefSeq and is a predicted model, not a curated record. The transcript has 8 exons. Gene Ontology annotation, molecular function: hydroxyacylglutathione hydrolase activity. The coding region runs from base 157 to 933 and encodes 258 amino acids. NCBI's taxonomy places the organism in Eukaryota, Viridiplantae, Streptophyta, Magnoliopsida, Fabales, Fabaceae.
GGGAGAUUUGACAGGUCAUAGGUGCGUGGCAGUGUUAGACCGAAGCCACGCCCCACGAGAAGGCUUAAAGCCUUAAACUAUAUAGAAAAUUGGAAAUAGCCCGAAGCAUCAGUUGUGUUGGGACGUAGUAGCAUCAUCGUCAAGGAUUGUGCGACCAUGAAAAUUUAUCACAUUCCUUGUCUCCAAGACAAUUAUUCCUACUUGAUAGUGGACGAGAGCACCAAAGAAGGUGCAGUGGUGGACCCUGUUGAGCCUCAGAAGGUUCUCGAAGCUGCCAAUUCCCAUGGCGUCAAUCUCAAGCUUGUCCUCACUACCCACCAUCACUGGGACCAUGCUGGUGGAAAUGAACAGAUAAGGCAACUGGUGCCUGGAAUCAAGGUCUAUGGUGGUUCAAUUGAUAAUGUGAAGGGUUGCACCGAUAAGGUCGAAAAUGGGGAUAAGGUUUCCCUAGGAGCUGAUACUAAUAUAUUGUCUCUUCACACACCUUGUCACACCAAAGGUCACAUAAGUUAUUAUGUGACUGGCAAAGAGAACGAGAACCCUGCUGUUUUUACGGGAGAUACACUGUUCAUUGCAGGCUGUGGGAGAUUUUUUGAAGGAACUGCAGAACAGAUGUAUGAGUCACUCUGUGUAACACUAGGUUCAUUGCCAAAGCCAACCCUCGUUUACUGCGGCCAUGAGUACACAGUGAAGAAUCUGCAAUUUGCUCUGACAAUUGAGCCAAACAACUCAAGGAUACAAGAGAAGUUAGCAUGGGCUCAGAAGCAGAAUCAAGCUGGCCAACCUACAAUUCCCUCGACCAUUGAAGAAGAGAUGGAGACCAACCCAUUCAUGAGGGUUGACUUACCUGAACUUCAGGAGAAGGUGGGUUGCAAGUCCCCUGUUGAAGCUUUGAGAGAGAUACGCAAGCGUAAAGACAAUUGGAAGGGCUAAUAAUAUUAUGUUACAUUUGUCUUUCUCUCGUGUGUAGAUAACGAAGAGAUUAAAGACUUGUAGCAUUCUCAAAGCGGUGAUUUAGGUGUGUUUGGAAAAUUCGUUGGAAGAGGCAACUAUUUUUAAUUUCUGCGUUUUUUUAAUGGGUUUUUAGCCAUGGAUACUAAUAAUUUAUUUAUUUUUUAUCAACUUUAUCUUUCAUGUAUGUUAUUAUAUUAUUUAUAGAAUUCUUGUUAUUUCUA